AUGGGAGACCAUUCUAAAGCGUUCUUCAAAAGAGCUGGCUUUGCUGUGCUAAGAGGUCAAAACUGAACCUACCUGCUUACAAACACACACAUUAUUAUAGGAAGAAAGCCUCAAGCAAGUGACUCCCAAUGGCAAGUUGACUUAGACUUAGGCCCUUCUAAGUUUAUUUCAAGGCAGCAUGCUUUGCUGAUUUAUAAUUUUAAAGAUCAAAGGUUUGAAAUCAGGUGCUUAACGAAGAAAGGAAGAGUAAAAGUUGACGGGAAGGCUUACAGAUAUCAAGAUGGGGCUGUGCCCUUGAAGCACCGUUCAGUGAUUUCUAUCAAUAAGUGCAGUUUCUUAUUUGUGCUGCCAUCAUAG
Molecule: messenger RNA, 357 nt
Organism: Blepharisma stoltei
Lineage: Eukaryota; Ciliophora; Heterotrichea; Heterotrichida; Blepharismidae
Source: the annotation of a GenBank genome assembly